AGCUUUAUAUUAUAAUUCUUAAUAUAUUAUCGCUUUUACCGUGCAAUUUGCACGUUGUAAGCUAUGGUUAUUUAAAGGAAAAGAAAUAGAGAUAGUUUAUGGAGAUUUUUAUUUUGAUUUUGAUCGGUCAGUUUGUAUGGCAGCUAUAUGGUCGCCCGAUAUCGGCAGUUUCAGCAAUUGAGUAUCUUCUUUGGACCAAGUUGGCCGUUUGCAUCAUGUUGGAUCAUCAAAAAAUUACUUAUGUUUAAUACGGUAGUGGCUCAACUCAUAUCUCUACACCAGCUUUUUGUAGCUCGAUCGUUGCUUCGCUUUAGCGGCCGUAAUCAGUGAUCAUUACACAAUAGUACAAGGACUGAGGCAAAGGAUAAACCCAAAUACAAAACACGUAUAAAAUGAGUAUCACAUGUUUCAAAUGUUUGCAUUUAACAACAAGUUGUAUCGAAUGCAGUAUCGAGCUAGUAGUAGAGUGAUAUCUCUGACAAAAUAUUUUCAAAAUCUCCAGCUUCAAAAAAAUUUGGCUAACACUUUUCAUUCAUGCCGAUUUUCUUAAUAUACAAAAAUGAAAACAUACGUUAUAGUGUUGCCUUCACCUCUAAAAUAUAAAUAAUAAUUAGUUACUCAUCUAAAGCGACAUAAUAAUACGAUAACAUCAAUUAUGAUAGACAUAAACGUACAACUGGUUUAAACAAAUGAAUAAAUAUUCGAAAUCGAAAAAUAAAACUGUUCUGUUAUUAAAUUUGUAAUGUUAGAAAUAUUAGAAUUCGAAAAAUUCGAUCUAAGUCCCGAUCAGAUUAUGCUUGUGAAGUUAAAUUGGAUAAACUUUGAGCGUUGCUGUAUAUCCAAUAUUUUAAUACUGUUACUUAAUUUGCCAGUGUAUUAAUAGUUUAUUUAAAAUGCCAAAGGAAAAGGUUUUAACGUAAUUCGAAAAAGUAGAUAUUUCUGGCUUGAAAGGCGUAGUAAAGGCCAUCGCUCCUAAAAUUGUACGCAGUCACUGUAUUAGUACCUAAUUAUUUGAAAAAUCCAAAUAAUUCGUACACUAACUUCAAAAGUGUCACAAUACAGUAAAUGACAAAUGUUCAGGCAAGGAAAAAUCAGUUCCUGCUCGUCUUACUCAAUUUUGAAUUUUAAUUUAAUUGAAUUUAUUAAUUUUAAGACAUUCAAUAACAGUUUUAUAAUCGCACAUAUUUCAACGAAAGUGACAUAUUUCAAAUAAUACAGAUUAAGCUCACUUUUUUCGCUUUCAGAUAUAGCGACACAACUACAAACGACGCAAUUAUUUUCCAGUUAAGCCAAUGCAGAUUCUUGGGCAAUAGCCAAUGGCUUAAAUGGUUCAUUCGGAUAAAGCUUAAUUUUCAAUUUAAAGAAAUUGUCUAUGAAACGGUGAAAUUGUGUAAAAAUGCAGAACGUUCAGGACUGGCGCGAACGUGGCACUGAGGAUGCCAAUACCAUUUCAAUGCGAAUUUGCCAGGAGGGGCAUGCGAAUGCAUUGGCGUUGAAUAGAGAAUGUAACCAAAUAGCCGUCGCUGGCCGAAGUCUUUUAAAGGUGUAUGCGAUUUAUAGUGAUGGGUUUACAGAAGUCUGCAAUAUGCGCGGUGGUAAAAAUCAAAAUCUUAGUUACUCAUCUAACGAUGUAGCUUGGAGCUCUUUGGAUAGUAAUAUAUUGGCUACAGCUGCCACAAAUGGUGUAGUAUCGGUAUGGGAUCUAAGCCGCUUCGGGCAAAAGAAACAAUUACAUGUUUAUAAUGAGCAUGAACGUACUGCACAUACAGUUGGCUUUGACAUUCACGAUCCGCACAUACUUGUAUCUGGUUCACAAGACGGUACUAUUAAGCAAUUCGACAUACGCAAUGAAAAGUCGUCAUAUACUUAUUAUAGUAAUUCAGAAUCUGUCCGUGAUGUAAAAUUUAGUCCACAUAUGCAAUAUGUGAUAUCAGCAGUAUCAGAAAAUGGCACCGUUCAAUUGUGGGACCUGCGAAAAGGCGACAAAAGUAUUCUACAAUUCACAGCCCAUAGUGGACCUGUUUAUACUUGUGAUUGGCAUCCUACUAAAAAUUGGCUGGCCACCGGCAGCCGUGAUAAACAAAUAAAAAUUUGGAAUAUGGAUGGGAAAGCAUCGUUGGAGCAUACAAUUCAUACCAUUGCAGUCGUGGGCAGGGUAAAGUGGCGCCCUGAUCGAACUUAUCACAUAGCAAGUUGUGCAUUAGUAGUCGAUUAUAGCAUUCAUGUUUGGGAUAUUCGACGGCCAUACAUACCUUUUGCUUCCUUCAAUGAUCAUACCAAUGUUACUACAGGCAUCGCUUGGAAGGGAGAUAAUUCUCAGCUCUUACUUUCGACCAGCAAAGACUCUACUAUUUACAGACAUGCAUUUAAAGACGCCACCCGUCCGGCUUUGAAAGCAAAUGCACAAGGUGCUAGUUUGGGCCAUCGUGGAGAUAUUUCUUUCGCCCGAAAAAUUAAGUUAAUCCCUACUGAGACUAUUACACAUGGGUCUAAAAUUAAUUCAUUUGUCAAUCGGCGACGGCCCACAAAUACUGAUGAGCAAUUCCAUUUAGCUCAAUCAGAUGUUUGCCAGUUUAUUCUUAAGCCAUCGUACACUGGAUAUUCAGUUGAGGAGGAAACUACACAUUUAAAGGAACAUGAAUGCUUCAUAGGCUGUGCUAAAGAGCUCAUUUUGUACGGUAAAAAAUUGACAGAUAUGUGUGAACAAAAUGCAAUUGUUACAAAAAAAUACGGAAAGCAUAAUGCAACCACAUUGUGGACCUUUAUUAAGGUUUUAUAUGGUUCCACUGAAUUUAGUAAACAGAAAUACGAUAUACAUCGCAACUCUUUUUCUAAUCAAAAAAGUGUGCAAUCGUUACGUCGCCCCGCACAAAUAGCAAACGUUCACGAAGUGCUUCAGUGGGAUAGUAACAAAAAUAAUGACGCUGCCAGUAUUGACGACAGUGUAGAUAAUGUUAUGCAUCUGGAUAUCGAUUCAUCUAACGGUAUAGUGGGCGUAGGUUUGGGGAGCAUUAAACAAAAUUAUCCCCCAUUCGGUUCUGUAAUUCUCUCCGAAACACAAAUACUUAAUGAAAUAACAUUUGACAAUUUUGAUCUACUACGUGAAGGCUUCAUAUACGUCGGACCGCCAGAUUUCUCAAAAAUGCAUUCUCACCAAGAAACCGCAUUGCACCAUGACGUACAAGCGGCACGCCCACAAUUAGAUUUAAAACCCGAAUCUAAGGAUAUCCCACCGUCAUCCAAUAUGCCAAGCCUUCUCAAAGUAAAUACAACGCCCGCCAUACCUAUUUGGGAGCCGCAUCAAUUUGUUGCGGAAUCGAUAAUGUUGCAAGGAGAUGUUGGCGAUGUGCAAACCAGUAUUUCAAUACUGAUCGCUAUGGGAGAGGCACGAAAACUUCUCCAAAUCGAUGAUGCUCUCGUUGAAACAUGGUUUCAAACAUAUAUCGAUCAACUUCAUCGCUAUCAACUCUGGAACGAAGCAUGUAAAGUAAUGAAUCUUUCAUGGCUUCGUUCAGUUCGCGAACUGAAUCAACAAUCCACCUCAGUUCACACAAAUUGUGGUGAAUGUGGACGACCUUUGGGAAGCAGUGUGGGAUGGUAUUGUCAGAAAUGCAAAUCAAUGCAGUCAUCAAAGUGCUCUGUUUGUGGUCUCAUCGUGCGGGGUCUUUACGCGUGGUGCCAAGGAUGCUCACAUGGUGGUCAUUUAGAACACAUUAUGGAUUAUUUUGGCAAUCACUUUAAAUGUCCGAAAUGUGGUCACUUAUGUGAAUACAAUUAGUGAUUUCGAUUCAGAAUAACUGUUUUACUUACAAUACCGUAAAAAUAAAAAGACACCGACAAAUACCGAA
Molecule: messenger RNA, 3848 nt
Organism: Bactrocera latifrons
Lineage: Eukaryota; Metazoa; Arthropoda; Insecta; Diptera; Tephritidae
Gene: Wdr24
Product: WD repeat-containing protein 24
Exons: 11
Coding region: 1397-3778 (793 amino acids)
Biological process (GO): positive regulation of TOR signaling
Molecular function (GO): protein binding
Source: RefSeq, a predicted model, not a curated record